Arachis duranensis is the source of this 4950-nucleotide messenger RNA. RefSeq lists its product as uncharacterized. The transcript has 12 exons. The record is from RefSeq and is a predicted model, not a curated record. NCBI's taxonomy places the organism in Eukaryota, Viridiplantae, Streptophyta, Magnoliopsida, Fabales, Fabaceae. Gene Ontology annotation, molecular function: DNA helicase activity. Bases 1 to 4950 code for a protein of 1649 amino acids. Gene Ontology annotation, biological process: DNA repair; telomere maintenance.
AUGCAGGUUUUGGAGAAAAAUCUCAGUUCAUAUGCUUUUUUAGAAGAGAUUGCAAGAAGGUGGAAGAGCAAGGGUUGUUCCAUCUUUGCUCACUUUGGCUACUCUUCUGAUUGGACAAAGUCAUUAGACUGGGUCAUGAAUAUGAGUGCCUUAACUGGUGAGACUUCUCCACUUCACUUCCCAUUCCUGUUAACUGCUGAAGGUUGGUUCCAGAUAGUUGGAGUUGAAAAUGGCAUUGUUUGUAUACGCUACUCUUCUAUGGGUAACAAAAGCUACUUGCUCACCUGGAAUCCGAUUUCCCGUUACUCUAAAAUCAUUUCUGACCCUAAUAAACAUUACUGUGAAGGUUGUGCUUUUCUUUACUCUUUUCUGUACUAUCCAAACACGGUUGACUAUGCUCUGCUGCACGUGUACAUGGAAAAUCCAGAUAGCUCCACAUGUGUUUUAACCAUGUACACAAGUUUUAGAAGAAACUGGAAUGUUACAGUUCCAUGCCCAGAGAAUGCACGUAGGUUGAAUCCAGCCUAUGUGUCAGUUAAUGGUGUUGUUUAUUGGGUUAGUGUCAUUACUGACGAAGAGGAUAUUCAGCCUCCUUAUAUAGUUUCUUUCAAUAUUAUCACUUACUCCUUUGAUCAGAUUUCACUUCCAAAUGAAGGACUUCAAGGUUCCCAUACUCUUUUAGUCCGAAGUGGGCACCUAUGUGUUGCUGCUAAUAUUGGUGAUGAUUACUCAUAUAACUCAGUCAUUUGGCAACUUGACCAGAAUAGUUCUAGCUUUAACUGGACUAAACUAUUUUCCUACAGUGGCAUUGGGCCGUCUUACAUACCUGCUACCAUUGUUGAUGAUGAUAUUAUUCAAAUUAAGGAAAGACAUCUAGAAGUUGAAGAUAUACAUGACUUCAGAUUCACUCACUUUCAUAUACGCCGUUAUAGUCCAGUUACUGGCUCAAAGAAGACUCUUCAAUGGGUUAAUUAUGACAAUGUAGUCAAAUUAUGGACACUACACAAAUUCUACCAGGACUAUUCCCGGUGUGAUAUGCAAGUUUGGUUCUUUAAUGAUCGUAUUGUGUUAGAUCAAAAAUUGUCUGCAAACCAGACCAUGAUCACCAUGACUGAAGCUAACAUGGUUGGCUAUAAACUUGGUAUAGUAGAAUUUGAAUCUCAACCAAGUGCUACUAACUAUAAACAGAAUAUUAAUCUGAUCAUACAAGGUUCAGAAGAAGCUCUUUGUAACCAUUCAACUAUUGAAAAUCUGACAAACAAUGACAAAGAGCUUCAAUCGAUCAAUGGACAAAAGCCUUCUGCAGUAAAUCGAACACAAGUAUCGAAUGUCACAUUUGAUCCAUCAUUUGAAUUCAAUAAUGGAAGACCUGGGCUUCAACCAGAUGAUCAUAGAAUGAGUUAUUUAUCAAACCCCAAUCUACAGAACUACAAUAUUGAGAGGCAAAAUGAAUCAUAUGCAGAAGAGAAUCAAGGAGAACCAGACCAGCAGCACGAUAUUCAUAAUGACUCAGAACCAAUCCCACACGGUUAUCUAGACCUUGGAGAUCCGAAUUUCAAAUGCCGACAUUGUGGAGCUGAGUUUUGCUUAUUACCAGAAGAGGGAAGUUCAGCAAAAUUUGCACAACUUUACAUCUAUGAUACACAAAAUGAGAUCAAGAAUCGCAGUUCCAUUCUUAGCUCUGGCAACAAAACCAACCAAUGGAAUUUGGAGAUCAUAUCUGAUGUUAUUGAAAUGCUGGAUCAACAUAACGUUCUUGCAAAAAGUUUUCGCAUGGUAAGAGACGUAAUCAGAACUAAUCCACAAACUAAUGUUCGUUUACGUCUUAUUGGGAAAAGGGGCAAAGAUGGAAGGCGAUAUAAUCUACCAUCUGUUGAUGAGGUUGCAGGUUUAGUUGUUGGAGAUUUUGAUUCAAAUACAAAAGAAAGAGAUAUUAUUGUCGAAACAAAAUCUGCCCAACUUCAACGAAUUUCAGAACUCAACCCAUCAUAUUUAGGAUUACAAUAUCCUUUACUAUUCCCUUAUGGUGAAGACGGCUGGAGAGAAAACAUCCUUUUAAACAAAUUGCCGAAAAAUUCUACACAGGAAAGCUCCUACGUUAGCAUGAGGGAUUUUUUCGCAUUUAGAAUUCAGCAUAGAUCAAGUCGUGAAGGUGUUUUGUUGUAUUCUCGACGACUUUUUCAACAGUUUUUAGUUGAUGCAUUCUCAAUGGUUGAAGCGGUUAGACUUAAAUAUGUAUACUCAAAGCAAAGACAAUUCAGAGCUGAAAUCUAUAAAGGUCUAAAAGAUGCAAUUAUGAACGGUGAAACUGAGGCAUCAUCACUAGGCAAGCGCAUUGUUUUACCUGCAACAUUCACAGGGGGACCACGAUAUAUGAUUCAGAAUUACCAAGAUGCAAUGGCAAUUUGUAGGUCAAUUGGUUAUCCAGAUUUAUUUAUAACAGUAACUUGCAACCCCCAAUGGGAAGAAUUGAAGCAUUAUUGUAAGGAAAAUAAUUUAAAACCUGAAGAUAGACCAGACAUGGUUUGCACAUUAUUCAAGGCAAAGUUGGACAUACUCAUCAAAGAUAUCCAAAAGAAUAGAAUUUUUGGUACAUCAAGGGCAGUUAUAUAUACUAUUGAGUUUCAGAAGCGUGGAUUACCCCAUGCACACAUACUACUAUUGCUUGCACAAGAGCAUAAAUUCCCUGGUCCUGAUGACAUAGACAAUAUUAUCUCAGCAGAAAUUCCAGAUCAGACUCUGGAUCCAGAAUACUAUCAGGCAGUUAAGGCUUUUAUGAUGCAUGGACCCUGUGGAAUUGCAAACAAAAAUUCACCUUGCAUGGAGAACGGUGUUUGCACCCGACAUUUUCCUAAAAAAUUCGUAGAGUUUACCACCAUCGAUCAAAAUGGAUAUCCACUUUAUAGACGUCGAAAUGACGGUCAUACCAUUGAAGUUUCAGGUAUUCAUUUGGAUAAUCGGUAUGUUGUGCCACAUAAUAAGUUCUUAUUAAUGAAGUAUGGUGCCCAUAUCAAUGUUGAAUGGUGCAAUCAAUCAAGAUCGAUAAAGUAUCUUUUUAAGUAUGUUAACAAGGGAAGUGAUCGAGUCACAGCUUCUUUUUAUUCAACUUCAACGCUUCCCAAUUCUAAUUCAAUCAUAGAUGAAGUGAAAAUGUAUUAUGAUUGUCGGUAUAUCUCUCCAUGUGAAUCUGCUUGGAGAAUAUUUGCAUUUGAUAUUCACUAUAGAAGACCUUCAGUUGAACGGUUAAGCUUUCACUUGCCCGAUGAACAACCAGUUAUCUUUGAAGAUCAAGACAAUUUGCAAAGAACUGUUGAUAAAGCAACAAUUAAAGAAUCCAUGUUCAUAGCUUGGUUUCAAGCAAACACAGACUAUGAUGCAGCUAGACAAUUAACUUAUAACAAUUUUCCAACUGAAUUUGUUUGGAAACGCAGCCUGAGAAUAUGGGAGCCAAGGAAAACAAACACUGUUAUUGGUAGACUAUUCUUUAUCCCUCCAUCUGCAGGUGAAUUAUACUAUUUAAGAAUGUUACUCAACAUUGUUAAAGGGCCAAGAAGCUAUGAAGAACUUCGGUCUUUCAAUGGUGUUGUUUAUCCUACAUUCAGAGAUGCAUGUUACGCGCGUGGGUUACUUGAUGAUGAUCAAGAAUACAUUGAUGCUAUUGAAGAAGCCAGUCAUUGGGGUUCUGGAUAUUAUCUGAGAAAGCUGUUUGCAACUCUUUUGUGGUCAAAUUCAAUGACUCGGCCUGAAGUAGUUUGGCAGAGAUGUUGGACUUUACUUUCAGAUGGGAUACUACAUAGUCAUAUAACUAUGUUCAAUUUACCCGAUUUGGUUUUAUCAGACAAUGAAUUAUCAGAACUUACUCUAAUAGAGAUUGAACAAAUACUUAACAGCAAUGGCAAAACACUUCGAGAAUAUGCAACAAUGCCAUUUCCCAACAUGGAUAACAUCCACAGCAUGAGACGUGGCUCUUUGCAAAACAAAUUAAUAUUAGAUGAACUCCGCUAUGAUCGAGUUAUGUUGGCUGAGCAACACAAGAAAUUUUUAUCACAAAUGACAAUAGAACAAAAAUAUGUAUAUGACCAAAUCCUUCAAGCUGUCAAUUCAGAUUGUGGUAAAGUUUUCUUCUUAUAUGGGUACGGAGGUACAGGAAAGACUUUCGUUUGGAAUACUAUCUCAGCUGCUCUUAGAUCAAAGGGUCAAAUUGUCUUAACAGUUGCUUCAAGUGGAAUAGCUUCACUCUUGCUACCUGGAGGAAGAACAGCUCAUUCCAGGUUUGCAAUCCCCCUAACUCCUGAUGAAUAUUCCACCUGUAAUAUAAAACAAGGAAGCCCACUAGCUGAGUUAAUUUUGGCAACCAAACUUAUUAUUUGGGAUGAAGCACCAAUGAUGAAUAAGUUUUUCUUUGAAGCACUAGAUCGAACUAUGAGAGACUUGCUUCAGCACACAAAUCAUUCAAGUUUACGGUUGCCAUUUGGGGGAAAAACAGUCGUCUUUGGUGGUGAUUUUAGGCAAAUCCUCCCAGUGAUAACAAAGGGAUCUAGACAAGAUAUUGUUAAUGCAUCGAUUAAUUCCUCUUAUCUAUGGCAUGAAUGCAAGUUAUUAACUUUAACUCAGAAUAUGAGAUUAAGGGCUUCAAUAGAAGAUGAAAGCGUCAAAGAACGAAAAGAAUUUGCACAGUGGAUCCUUGAUUUAGGAGAUGGAAAGCUUGCUCAUUCAGAAGAUGGAUACAGCAUGGUCUCUAUACCACCUGAACUCUUAAUUACAAAUUUUGAUGACCCAAUUCAUGCAAUCGUUGAAGCUAUAUAUAGUGACUACCUAAACGAUCCCACAGAGUUCAGGAAUUUGCAUGGCCGUGCUAUUUUGGCUCCAACAAUCAACGUUGUUGAACAGGUUAAUGAUUAUAUGCUAGCUUUAAAUGAAAAUGAAAAAAAAAGUUUAUCUCAGCUCUGA